AUGGAAGACAAAGAACUCUUCAACGACAGCUUCAUCGGACGAGUCAUCUCCUUCUCUGACCCAGACUCUGAAUGGGUACUGGUCAAGAAGCUACGCGAAUUUAAUGACCAAAGCGAUCCUGGAAUGUUUCUACGCUGGCCCGAUAAGCCCGGAGGUGCCUAUGGAACGUUCCUAUGCCAGGAUGCGUCAUCCAAGGACAAGAAGAUCAUGAGAAUCCUCAUGCAGGUCCCAUACGCAGGAUCCGAAAUAGCCAUCCACGCAGAAAGAGCUCGCCAGGCCCGCGACCAACGUCCCACAGCUGGCCAGGAGAUGCUACAUGCCUAUACCAACCUAACUGAGCUAGGCAGCGACUUUACGCCCCGGGUUUCUGAACGUAAAGACGGCCAGACAAGCCGAUACAGACCUCGUUCCCGGUGGACCGAUCUGUAUCUUUUUCUGGAGAAAUUACCAGGGAAGCAAUUAGGGCCGUGGUUUUGGGAUCUGGAGCGCGAGGAGCGGGAUAGGGUUCGGGAGGCGUUUGAGUCUGCUUGGACACGUUGUUGUCGGGCUGGGUUUCGGCCGUAUGGAUGGCUGACGAGGUUGUUUUGGGAUGGUGAUACGAAUCGAAUUGAUCUCUACAAUUUCGUGGAAGCUGCCAAAUCGAUCCCGAUCAUGAGUGGAUGGACUAUGAAUGGGUCCUUUGGAGGUUGGUGGUUCCGCCCCGGUCGUAUCGACGCGUUCUAA
Molecule: messenger RNA, 723 nt
Organism: Aspergillus ibericus CBS 121593
Lineage: Eukaryota; Fungi; Ascomycota; Eurotiomycetes; Eurotiales; Aspergillaceae
Exons: 4
Coding region: 1-723 (240 amino acids)
Source: RefSeq, a predicted model, not a curated record